Messenger RNA from Prosopis cineraria, 1233 nucleotides. RefSeq names its product receptor-like protein EIX2. The transcript is spliced from 2 exons. The record is from RefSeq and is a predicted model, not a curated record. NCBI's taxonomy places the organism in Eukaryota, Viridiplantae, Streptophyta, Magnoliopsida, Fabales, Fabaceae. Gene Ontology annotation, molecular function: protein binding. The coding region runs from base 1 to 1233 and encodes 410 amino acids.
AUGGCUUUUUGCGACAAUGCUGCAGUGUUCAUUUUGAUUUUCUUACUCACCUUACUGCUAAAUCCUUGCAAAGCAUUUGAUCAAGUUCUUUGCAUUCCUAAUGAGCGACAAGCCCUUCUUACUUUCAAGCAACAUCUUCUUGAUCCUUCAAACAGGCUUGCCUCCUGGUCUAGUAACACAAAUUGUUGCAAUUGGACAUCAAUUGUUUGCGAUCAUGUAACAGGUCAUAUUCUCAGGCUUGAUCUCAAAACUUCAAUCCCCUCCUCAAAUUGGAACUCAGAAUAUGAUUCUUAUGACAGAUCAAGGUUGGGUGGUGAAAUACAUCUUUCAAUACUUGAUUUGAAAAGUCUAAGUUACUUGGAUUUGAGUGGCAACUAUUUUGAAGGAGAUUUUCCUCUUUGCUUGAAGAAUAGUAAUAAAUUGGUAUUCUUGGAUUUUAGAGAGAAUCAAUUUUCAAGAAUCAUUCCACCGUGGGUUGGAGACACUCUUUUAAAUUUGAAGGUGUUUCUCCUUACAUCAAACAAAUUCAGUGGUAAGAUUCCAUGUCAAAUGUAUUCUUUGAGUUCUCUCCAUAUCUUGGAUCUUGCACAAAACAACUUGACAGGACCAUUACCAAAAUGCAUCAAUCACUUGAGUUUUAUGGUAGUAAAGAAUACCACUUUAGAAUCUAACAUGUAUGGCGAAGGAAAUGGAGCCAUUGUUCCCAUAACCAAUGCGCUUCUUGAGUUGAAAGGAAGAGAUGAUGUAUAUUGGACGCUGGGCCUCAUCACAAGCAUAGACCUUUCUAAUAACAAAUUAUUUGGCGAGAUACCGAGAGAGAUUACAACUCUUAAGGGGUUGCAUUUUUUAAACUUGUCCAACAAUCUUUUGAGUGGUGAAAUUCCUCAAAGUAUUGGCAACAUGGGAUCCUUGGAGUCAAUGGACUUAUCCAAAAAUCAACUUUAUGGUGAAAUCCCGUUAAGCAUGUCCAAUUUGAAUUUCUUAAGCAAGUUGAACUUGUCUUUCAACAAUUUGAGGGGGAAAAUUCCAAUGGGAACUCAAUUGCAGAGCUUUGAAGCGUCUUGUUUUGUGGGCAAUGAUCUCUGUGGGCCUCCACUACCAAACAAUUGCACUGAUUUGUACAGUCCCCUGAACCAUGACAAAAAUGACAAAGAAGCUAAAAGAAAUGAGAUCAAUUGGUUUUUUUGUGAGCAUGUCAUUGGAAUUUGUUUCAGGAUUUUGGGCAAUAAUUGA